AUGGAGGCUGUGCGUCCACGUGCUCAGACGCAAGCAAGCGGGUGGGAGCAUCUGAGUCUAACUGAAAGUGAACCGGAGCGAUGUGCAGAAAAAAAUCUUAGCGCAGAGACUGAAUUUGUAUACUACUUAGAAUUUAUUAGAUCAGGUUAUAUUUCCUUGGUAGCAUGGCAGCAGCACCCAAUCAGACCACAACCGCGGCGGGCGUGCUCUGCGAUCUUGGCCACCGUCUCCAAGGCAGGUACGGCCUACGCCGCCACUGAGAGCUGCCCCUCCUCAUCACCAUCAACGCCGGAAGUUGGGCGCCAAGGUGGAGUCCCUGCAGAAGUUGUUCACCCGGAAGGUCGUCUUCUCCAAGGCGUCCCUAGCCUUCGAACAGGACCGCUCCAUCAAGAUUACUUAGCUUCGGUUUAUAUAUUAGAACGUGGCAAUGGCUCGGAAGACAUCAAAUCUGCCUUCUUGGCUCGGGGGGAGUCAUGGGCGGCGCAUGCCAAGUCCUCCCUUGAUGGCAGUAGCGGAUGGAACACGGGGAAGGGGAUCAAGGCCAAGAGUAGGGUGGUUGGUGAGGAACUCCUCCUUGGCAGUCCAUGGGGAAGUAUGGUGUGAAGGAGAGAGGGUGCCAUGCGAAGGUGAGGUGGGUGUCAUCCAGUUUUAAAGGAGAGGGCUCCAGCGAGAAAUGUCCAGGUACGACGGGAAAUUG
Molecule: messenger RNA, 697 nt
Organism: Triticum dicoccoides
Lineage: Eukaryota; Viridiplantae; Streptophyta; Magnoliopsida; Poales; Poaceae
Exons: 5
Coding region: 1-603 (200 amino acids)
Source: RefSeq, a predicted model, not a curated record